AUGUCCUUCCAGGGCCAUGGCAUGCUCGACGACGCUUGGUGGGACACGUUCACCACCAACGCGAACGACUACGAUCUCGGCGCCCCUGUCGGCUUCGGCGCAAGCUCGACCGUCUACUCCGCCGUAUUCAACGAUCCAGACUCUACGAUAGACGAAUGGCGACCAUGCGCAGUCAAGGUCUCUAGUACGGACCUGUCGCAGCUGAUCCGCGAAGCGCAUCUGCUCGGACUGUGCAGGCACCCCAACGUGCUGCGCGUGCUCGCGACGUUCACACUGCCGCCGGACCACGCUCGCGUCGCCAUUGUGACCCCGCUUAUCGAGGGCGGCUCGCUGCUGAGCAUCCUCGAGUGGCGUGCACGCACCCCGAAGCGCGGCCGAAUAGCUCUCGACGAGGAAGAAGUCAAGGCAGUCGUGAAGCAGGUCCUGGAAGGCAUGGCUUAUCUGCACGCGAAUGGAUUCCUGCAUGCCGGCAACCUCCUUCUCGCCCCGGAUGGCACAAUCCUCCUCGCCGACUUUGGCGUCGCCGGCGACGUGAACGUUCCCGACACGCCGGUGACUGAGCUGCCCGAAGUGGAGGCCGUGCGCUUCGAUAUGCCCCGCGUCAAGGUCGUCGCCGGCCUCCCAGCGGCUACUGACGCGCCUUCCUUCGUCAAGGAGAUCGGCAAGCGCAAGUCGUUCGUUGGCACACCGUCAUGGAUGGCCCCUGAGGUUAUCCGCGGGCAGCCGUACGACGCGUCGGCCGACAUCUGGAGCCUCGGCAUCACGAUCAUCGAGCUCGCGACUGGCGCGCCACCAGGUCGCGGCCGACCAGCCGAUCUCGCCGCAACUGCACGGGAGAGCACACCUGCGCCGCAGCUUCCUGCCUCGUUCUCGAAGCAGAUGCGCGACUUUGUCUCCCUCUGCCUGCAGAAAGAUCCGACGAAGCGACCAUCGACAACCGAACUGCUGCACCACCGCUGGUUGAGCAACGCCAAGGGCGGCAAGUUCCUGGCGGACGCGCUGUUAGCCGACGUCGUCAACAUCACGCAGCGGCAAGAGCUGAGGCGCAUCGACACGGUGUCCAGUAUGGCGUCUGGCGCGCCGUCAUGGGACUUUGGGUCUGUCCCCCCCUCACCAGUCGCGCGCUUCAACAGCCCGAGCUUCUUCAGCACGUCGCCGAUAGCAACGCGCGAUGAGCUGCCGCCGAACGCACUUCCGCCCAACUCGCCCCGCAUCAGUUUGCACCAGUGGGCCGAGCUCACGAGCGACUCGCUCCCACCGACGCCUGCGAUCGAGAAUCCCGGCUCCGGACUCCUGUUCCAGUCCAUGUCGAGCAGCGCGCUCAGUACGGCUUCAUACACGACCGCCUCGUCCAAGCUCUGGCACCGCAACUCUAAGGGAAGUAUCCGGACGCGGGGCGUCCCAGCCUCAAGGCAGACGCUCGAGCCGCACCCUCCGUUACCGGUUGUCCCGCAAUUCAUCCGCAAGCCACCGAGUCCGGACCAGCUGACGCCGAACGGCAACUGCAACGGCGGGUGCGACCUCGAGCUCGAGCGCAAAGUUACGCCGACACAGCAGGACCCACACCCGCUGCCUACUUCUACGCCGACACCGCACGCGACGGCCAAUGGUCAUAUCGCGAAUGGCAAUGGCACUGGGCACUCGACCGGAAACGGAUACGCUCAUGUCAACGUCCCGACGAAGCCCGGAUCGAAGCCCAGCUCAAUUGAAGACAGCUCGUCGACAGAGACGCAACAGACACCCAAGAUCCUUCCGGCGUCCAAGUUUGACGUACCGAUGCUGAAGCUGCCAUCCCGCGACCGAUGGCUUGGCCGCAACAAGGACAAAGAUAAGGAGGUGCACCUCGAGAAGGAGGUCCACAAGGAGCACAAGGAGAAGGAGCACAAAGGGUUCAAUCUUCCCUGGAGGAAGAAGUAA
Trichosporon asahii var. asahii CBS 2479 is the source of this 1917-nucleotide messenger RNA. RefSeq lists its product as uncharacterized. Gene Ontology annotation, biological process: protein phosphorylation. Lineage: Eukaryota; Fungi; Basidiomycota; Tremellomycetes; Trichosporonales; Trichosporonaceae. Bases 1 to 1917 code for a protein of 638 amino acids. Gene Ontology annotation, molecular function: ATP binding; protein kinase activity. The transcript is spliced from 6 exons. The record is from RefSeq and is a predicted model, not a curated record.